Lactuca saligna is the source of this 3955-nucleotide messenger RNA. The record is from the annotation of a GenBank genome assembly. Lineage: Eukaryota; Viridiplantae; Streptophyta; Magnoliopsida; Asterales; Asteraceae.
AUGGUUGUUCUCUCAGAACAUUCAGAAGGAUCUUCAUCUUCUUCAUCAACUCAUAAAGGUCAUAGAUAUGACGUAUUUUUAAGUUUCAGAGGUGUUGAUAAUCGUCAUUUUACCACUUACCUUUAUAAGGCACUCAUGGAUGCCAAAAUCACUACCUUCUUGGAUGAUGAAGAGAUUGAAAUAGGGGAAGAUCUGAAACCGGAAUUGGAGAGUGCUAUUAAAGUAUCUAGGGCUUCUAUUAUCAUGUUGUCUAAAAGUUAUGCUACUUCCACCAGGUGCCUUGAUGAAUUGGUGUUGAUCCUUGAGCAACGAAUGAAAUCCAAUCAUGUUGUAGUCCCCGUCUUUUAUCAUGUGGAGCCCACCCAUGCCAGGAAGCAAAAAAGUAGCUUUGGAGAUGCAAUGGCUAAACAUAGACAGAGGAUGGAGGCAGAGACAGAUGCAAAUAAAAGAAGUAAAUUGGCUCAAAAGAUGGAAAAAUGGAAUAGAGCGCUUGUAGAAGUUGCUGGUUUAAAAGGGAAGGAUAUAAAUGGAAGGCAUGAGAUGGAGUUUAUUGACGAAAUUGUUAAGGACAUCCACCGAAGGUUACGCAUAUCCUCAAGGAGUCCUCUCCCACAACUUAUGGGGAUGGUUUAUUCCAUUGAAUUUGUCACUUCAUGGUUGAAGGAUGCAUCCUCACAUACAACAAACAUACUCACUAUUUUAGGUAUUGGUGGUAUUGGGAAGACAUCUUUAGCCAAGUAUAUAUAUGGGUUACAUUGUCAUGAAUUCCAUACAAGCAGCUAUAUUGAAGAUAUUGGUAGGAGAUGUCGUGGAAAAUUUAGUGGGUUGCUUGAUUUACAAAAACAACUUUGUGAUGACAUUUCAAAAACAAGUUCGAUGAAAUUUCAUGAUGUAUCCAUUUACACCUCAAAGAUAGAGAAUUUAGUAGCUCGUAAAAAGGUGUUUCUAGUUCUUGAUGAUAUUGAUAGUCUAGACCAGUUGGAUGCAUUACUUGGUAGUAAAGGCUUUCAUCCAGGAAGCAAAGUUAUAAUAACAACAAAGGAUACAUGGUUGACAGAGAGUUGUGCAUUAUUCAAAACGAACGUUAAACCCAAGCAUACAAAGCACGUGCUUAAAGGCUUAUAUAAGAUUGAAUCCCAAAAACUUUUGUGUUUUCAUGCAUUCAUGUCGAACAAUCCCAAGGAAGGUUAUGAAGAGGUGUCAGAAAACCUUGUGAACUAUUGUGAAGGACAUCCAAUGGCUCUUAAAGUUUUGGGUAGGUCUCUACACAAUCGAGAUGUACCUUAUUGGGAAUGGUACAUAGACAGGCUAAAGAAAGAAAAUGAUUCCCCUAUAAAUAAUGUCUUGAGAAUGAGCUUUGACUCUUUGCCAUCCAAACAUAACAAGGAUAUGUUUAAGCAUAUUGCCUGUUUUUUUGUUGGAGUGGAUAGAGAUGUUACUGAAACAAUAUUACAGGCAUGUGGUUUGGAAACAAGAACCGGUUUCACGAAUCUAAUCGACAGAUGCCUUCUUAGUAUUGGAUGGGAUAACGAGUUGAUGAUGCAUCAGUUGGUUCAAGAUAUAGGAAGAUUCAUAGUAUGUGAAGAAUCACCAGAGAAGCCAUGGAAGCGAAGUCGAUUAUGGUGUCAUGAGGACAUAUUCAAAGUGUUGGAAGAAAAAAAGAGUACAAGAAAUCUUCUAGGCCUUGCCCUAGACAUGCAAAGGCUUGAGAAAGAGAAGUUGUGUGCAUCAUUUGAGCUGAAAACGGAUGCAUUGAGUGACAUGGAUAGUCUGAUGCUACUGCAACUCAAUUAUGUGCAGAUUAAUGGGUCUUACGAGAACUUUCCAGAAGAAUUAAGAUGGCUUUGUAUGCAUGGGUUCCCUUUAAAGUCCAUACCUUCAGACUUACCAGUGGAGAACCUGGUUGCUCUUGACAUGUCAUAUAGCAAUAUUGAAUCAUUUGGCAUUUAUUAUAAUAAUCCACAACGACUUCAUAAGAGGCAAAAGUUGAUUGGAUCAUGCUCAAAAUAUAAAAGGUUGCUUGGGUCAUUGAAGAUUCUUAAUUUAAGUUUCUGUGAACAACUUUGUAGUGUGGGUGGCUUCGAUGAACUCCCUGCACUUGAGAGAUUAAUAGUUAGAAACUGCAUUGGUUUGCUUGAGGUUUGUGAAUCAAUUGACCAAUGUUUUGAACUUGUCUUCGUUGAUUUAAGCUAUUGCAUCAAGCUUGAAAAACUACCAAGAAGCUUAGGCAUGUUAAAGAAAGUUAAAACACUAUUGCUAAACGGUUGUCAUCUUGGUGAAUCUCGAAUAAAGACUAGGGGUAUGAAUUCAUCAGCCUUGCUCAAAGCAAACAACAAUGGCAUAAACACAAAAACCUCUUCAUCAGCCAUUAUAAAGGCCAUACCAAGUGAUUCGAAGCUCUUUUCGCUUUCUUUACCAAAGUCUUUAGUAAAGUUGUCAUUUGAGAAUAAUAACUUGUCCACCGAAUCCUUUCCUAUGGACUUCAGUUGCCUAUCCAUGUUGAAGGAAUUAUGUUUAGAUGACAAUCCUAUCGUUUCCCUGCCCAAAUGUGUGAGAAGCCUUCCUAGGCUUAAGAUACUUAGUAUGAGAGACUGUAAAAAGCUAACAUCAGUCGAGCACCCUCCACAUACACUAACAUAUUUGGACCUUUAUUUUGAUUCUAACAACCCUUUGCCACUUAAAGUUUCAUUUGAUCCAGAAAUGUCCCCAAUCCAUUUCUCCAUAGAUUGGAAGAUAAAUGCACCUUCGUCGUUUGAAUUUGAAGGCAUGGUCAAAAUCCAACCAAUGGCAGGUGUUGAGGAAAAUGUCAUGCGUAGUUUGGGUUGGAAUAAGCUAGACUUACUUAGCAAAAGGCUCUUGGGAUCAGAGGAAUCUGAAAUCCAGAUGUAUUAUGAAUUUGGAAUAUUCAGCACAAUUUAUGGAGGCCAAGAGAUGCCAAAUUGGAUUACAGAUCGAAGCAUGGGUCCAUCAAUAUCAUUUUCCAUCCCAUCAUCUCCGGACAGAUUCAGAGGAUUGAAUUUCUUCAAUGAUUGUACGUUGCAAUUUCGAGAAGACAACUCGUUUUAUUUUCCAAUCAUCAUAAUUAGGAAUAUAACAAAGAAUCUCACCUGGAUAUACACUAAUUAUGUUUACAAAGUGGAUGUAAGUGGAGAUUGUGUGAUAUUUUUAAGCCAUUGGAUGUUUGGGAUGAAUGAGAUGGAAGGUGGUGAUCAUGUUACUAUUACCGUGAGCCAGAAACAUUAUUGUAUUGCUAAUCAAGUUACAAAGGAGUGUGGGGUUAGUUUUGUAUUUAGUGAUGGAGACACAAAUGAAGAAGAAGAAGAAGAUGUGUUGAGUUAUUAUAAGUCAUGGAAUCAUAUAAUUGGUGGAGAUCUCAUUGGAUUUCAAACAACAACAGGAGAAUACAUAUUAAACAACAUGCGAUUUAUGUCACCUGAUCUUGUUGUUUCUUCUUUAUAUCGUCAAUUCGUUGGAGAGGAUGCUAGCUAUAAAGAAGAAGAAGUGAGUUUCAGAGCUUUAUCCCAAAGGAAGUCUGACAUACUUGGAAAUGGCCAAAUCAAAACGUGGGACCAGUCACAGAAAAGUCAAGAGCCCAAACCGAGUCGAACAUUAGAAAAGCUUACUUCUCAAGGCAACAUUCUGUAGAAGAAAGCUUGCACAAUCCAUCCAAUCAUCAAGUUUAUCUCAUACAAUCUACACAGGUGUUGAUAAAUGACGAGAAGGUAUCUGGCUAGGGAAGAUGCUGAACAGCUCAAGACUGCCAAAAACCAAAAAACUCAUCGAUAAAGUUCUAACCCAUGUUACACGGUGUGGGUAGUUUUUGUGAUCUGAUGAAUAUAAGUAAUUAAAUUUAGCUUAAUGCAUGUAGAUUUUUAAUUAGCUAUGUGUAUUUAUGUUUUAGGCCGAAGAUACUUUUAAAUCUAAACCUUAACUUAACUCUAAUAGGGAAUUAAGC